AUGCUGCCCAGCAGAGGUGUCCUCCGCUCCCUUCCCUCUGCGAGGGCGACCAGCAGCAUAUCCAGCCAGGCCAUCUCCAGAGCACCCAGACGACUCGGCAAUGGACGGCAAUUCAGCACCUCCCUGCGCAGCGGCGCCGCCCCGUGGACCGCUCUGAGGACCGCAAACUCUAGACUGGCCGGCAGCAUGGCCAUCGGUGGCUCCCUCGAGACAAGACGAGCCAUCUCCCUCUGGAACAAAAACCCCAACCCCGAGUCGACAGCAUCAGCCUCGGCGCCGCCCCAAUCUCCAGUACUCUCACAACAAGUCGAGCCCGCUGCUUUCGACUCUGCCGCUGCCGCUGCCGCUCCCUCUUCCGUCCCUCCUCCCGCCGAGCCCAUCGCGGCCGUCGCCGACGCAGCCCCUUCGGCCUCCUCCAUUCCCGAAAUCGACGCCGCCUCCCUCCUCGACCUUCCCGAGCAGAUCGGCUACCUCAAGACCCUCGGCCUUGACUUCGGCUGGGGACCUUCCAGCGUCAUGCAAUGGGCCCUCGAGCACGUCCACGUCUACUCCGGCCUCCCCUGGUGGGGUUCCAUCGCCGCGACCGCCAUCCUCCUGCGUCUGGCCCUCCUGAAGCCCCUCCUCAAGUCCCAGGAGACUACCGCUCGCCUGCAAAUCCUCCAGCGCGAUCCCAAGUACGAAGAGCUCAAGAACGCCUCCCUCGAGGCGACAACAAGGGGCGACAGCAAGGCCAUGAUGGAGUACCGCCGCGACCUGGCCAUGAUGAACCGUGCCGCCGGCGUCAACCCUCUUAACGCCCUCUGGGGAUUCCUCCAGAUUCCCUUCGGAUACGGCAUGUUCCGUGUCCUCAACGGCGCCUGCAGCAUCCCCGUCCCUGGUCUGGAGAACGGUGGUUUCCUCUGGGUCACUGACCUUUCCGUCCCCGACCCGCUCUACAUCCUCCCCAUCCUUGGUCCCUUGACCAUGUUCGCCAUGAUGCGCACUGCAGGCGCAAAUGCCACUGCUCAGCAAAAGGCCCAGCAGAAACUCAUGAUGUGGAUCCUCGGUCCCAUCUCAGUCGGCGUCACGCUGUACCUCCCCGGUGCGGUGCAGUGGUACUUCUUCGUCUCUGGCGCCAUCGGUGUCGUCCAGAACUACCUCCUCACCCUCCCCUCCUUCCGCCGCAGCAUGGGCCUCCCCAUCAUCGCCCCGGCCCCGCAGACCCCGGCCUUCAACACCAUCCCCGCCACGGGCACAUACCAGGCCCCGCGCGCCGGCUCUAACGACGACGGCAGCAUCAAGGGCGUCUUCGCCAACGUCCAGCAGACGAUCCACAAGGCCAAGGGCGGCGCGGGCAACUACGUAGAGGAGGCCCGCAAGCGCGAGGAGGCCAAGACGGCGGAGAAGUUCCAGGAGAAGAAGUUGGAGCAGCACAGACAGAGGAACUGGGGCAACAUUCGAAAGUAA
Molecule: messenger RNA, 1446 nt
Organism: Colletotrichum truncatum
Lineage: Eukaryota; Fungi; Ascomycota; Sordariomycetes; Glomerellales; Glomerellaceae
Source: RefSeq, a predicted model, not a curated record